AUGCUAUUCUCCAUAUUUGCCGUUUCUUUAACUUUACUGCAAGCGGCCUCCAGCCUACUCUUCACUCCGCGUUCGCCAUGCGCCGAUGUCUGCGGCGGCACCGUGACCAACACUACUGGCGAUGAUAUCAUGUGUCAUGAUAAUGAAUUCAAUGAAACAGCCGUUGGACGCCGUUUCCGCGAGUGUGUGUCCUGCGAAUUGCAGAGUACAUACUACGAUGUUUCUCUUGACGAAUCUGACGUUAAAUGGGGCUUAUAUAAUCUACGUUUUGCCUUUUCCACUUGCAUAUACGGAUACCCAGUGGUAAAACAGUCGCUCUCUACUCCAUGCCAGGUUACCUGUCAAGGUCUAUCGGAAUCGAUCAAAUACAAACAGCUCGAGCCGUUAGGAAGAAAUCUAUAUGAUUUUUGUGGAAUAUCGACCUUUUCUGACAAAGACAUUACCGAUUGCACAAUCUGCUAUUCUCUGACCGAAAAUGAAAAAUUUCUUGCCAACUUUCUCGAAGCUUUCCGUGAAGGAUGCCGUGCUAUGGUUCCCCAGGGGGACAAGUUUUUUAUUGAGCCUAAUAGGAUCUUCAACCCACUACAGUUACCACCGAAUCAAGAUCCGGUUCUGCCGGGUACGAAAACCGGUCGCUCAAAGAAAAACCUGAUCCUUAUCAUCGUGUUACCCAUCGUUGGAUUCCUACUAGUCUCUACGGUUCUCUGUGUGGGCUGCUUCUUCUUUAUCCGCAACCGUCGCCGAAGAGCCAAACGACAAAGCCAAUCGAGCAGUCUACACGAGAGGUGGAAUGAUACUACUAUCAUGACACCAUCGCACAAUGGCCUGCACAAGUACUGGGGCGGUGAACCUACUCCUCAAGCACAGCAGUUUUACGACCCCAGCAUGGGGCAACCCGUCGAUGGCUCAUAUUAUGCUCCCAAUCAAGACAUCAAAUACCCCUCUGAAGCGCACAUGAUGAACUCGCUCACUCAGACGGCACAACAUGCCAUGGAUGGGGACCGAAAGGUCCCAAUAUUAUCUGCGGCACCACCUCCACGAAAGUCUCUGUCAAAACAACGCGUUGAGAGCCCUGAGAGCUAG
Messenger RNA from Microsporum canis CBS 113480, 1083 nucleotides. RefSeq lists its product as hypothetical. The transcript is spliced from 3 exons. The coding region runs from base 1 to 1083 and encodes 360 amino acids. Lineage: Eukaryota; Fungi; Ascomycota; Eurotiomycetes; Onygenales; Arthrodermataceae. The record is from RefSeq and is a predicted model, not a curated record.